Molecule: messenger RNA, 1452 nt
Organism: Aspergillus clavatus NRRL 1
Lineage: Eukaryota; Fungi; Ascomycota; Eurotiomycetes; Eurotiales; Aspergillaceae
Product: aldehyde dehydrogenase
Exons: 4
Coding region: 1-1452 (483 amino acids)
Molecular function (GO): succinate-semialdehyde dehydrogenase (NAD+) activity
Source: RefSeq, a predicted model, not a curated record
AUGGCCGCCAACGAAGCUGCUGGCGAGCACGCCGUCAUCCCUCUCAUCAUCAACAAUGACUCAGUCGUAACCGAGAACCUUCUUGAUGUUUAUGGCCCUGCAGAGGGCGAAUUCCUUUACCGCUCCGCUGCCGCCUCAGUCGACGAUGCCAACCGUGCCGUAGCAGCCGCCAAGGCCGCGUUCCCUGCGUGGAGCAAGAUGAAGCCUUACGACCGCCGGGAUAUCCUGAUGAAGGCCGCCGAUAUCAUGUACGCUCGACGGGAGGAGUUGAUCCGAUACCAGAUGGAAGAGACUGGCGCGGGGAGGAUGUUCGCGGAGAAGACAUGUCUGUUGGGAGCUGGUUUCCUGAAAGACUUUGCCGCUAGGAUCCCAUCCAUUGAGGGCUCAGUGCCCUCGGUUGGAAAGGAUGGCGAGUGCGCUAUGGUAUUCAAAGAGCCAUAUGGAGUGAUUCUGGGAAUCGCGCCUUGGAAUGCACCAUUUAUUCUUGGAGUCCGUGCCGUUGCGCUUCCUCUCGCAGCUGGUAAUACCGCUAUUCUUAAGGGCUCAGAACUGGCGCCGAAAUGCUUCUGGGCCAUUGGCGACAUCUACCGGGAAGCUGGUCUCCCCGCAGGAUGUUUGAAUAUUCUGUACCAUCGGACGUCGGAUGCGGCCGCAGUCACCACUGCUCUCAUUGCUCAUCCGGCUAUCCGCAAGGUCAACUUUACUGGAAGUACCCAGGUCGGCUCCAUCAUCGCUGCGACCGCUGGAAAGUAUGUCAAGCCGGUCCUCCUGGAGCUGGGAGGCAAGGCAUCGGCCAUCGUCCUGGAUGAUGCAAACCUGGAGAAGGCAGCAUAUUGCUGCGCCCUGGGGUCCUUUAUGCAUUCUGGUCAAAUCUGCAUGUCGACCGAACGCAUUGUGGUACAGCGGGCAGUUGCAGACAAGUUCCGUCAGCUACUCGCCGAGUCUUCGGAGAAGCUCUUCGGCAAGGCGACACCGGCACCUGUGUUGGUAACAUCUGCGGCCGUCAAGAAGAACAAGGCACUUGUCGCUGAUGCCCUCUCGAAGGGCGCCAGUGUUCUGUUCGGUGAUGCGAACGCCACAGAAUCCUCUGAGCAUAGCCUGCGGCCCGUAGUUGUGGACAAUGUCACCAAGGACAUGGACAUCUACUCUACCGAGUCGUUCGGUCCUACGGUGUCUCUCAUCGUCGUUGACAGCGAGGAAGAGGCCGUCGCGCUGGCCAAUGACACCGAGUAUGGCCUUACGUCUGCCGUCUUCACGGACAAUCUGUUCCGAGGUUUGAGAGUAGCCAAGCAACUCGAGGCUGGUGCGGUUCAUAUCAACUCCCUGACCGUGCACGAUGAACCUGUCCUUCCACACGGCGGAUGGAAGAGCAGUGGCUUUGGUCGCUUUGGAGGCGGCACGGCCGCUUAUGAUGAGUGGUUGCAGACCAAGACGGUCACUUGGACGCAAUGA